AUGCAGUUCACACAACUCGCUCUCGUUGUUGCGUCCAUGGCGGCCAGCAGCAUGGCCCAAUACAUUCCCCGCUCUUGCAAUGAGAUCUUCGGCAACUCUGGCUAUAUCUGUAACCGCGACGGCUCUGAAGUACAAUACUGCGACUUCAAUUCAAGCCCCGUCCAGGUCACAAGCGAAUACUGCGGCUUCAACGAUUGCUGGCAGUCCCAAGGCCAGGGAGUCAAGAACGACCCGAAUGAAUUGUCCUGCUACUAUGGCCGACAAUACAACCCAGCCAACCGAGCCCGUGGCCCCACUUCAUGCGAACAAGUCAAGGGCUUCGGCUACAUCUGCAGUCCUGACUAUCGCACACUCCAAUUCUGCGGAGGUGGUGGAGGCAGAUUCAACAGAUUCGGCCCCCCUCAGCCUCAGGACUGGAACUAUUGCGGCGAGCCAACCUGUUUCGCAAGCAGCACUGGCAGUCAAGGAGAAUGCAUUCAGCCACAAUUCAACAACUUUGGCCGUGGACGCAACUGA
Molecule: messenger RNA, 516 nt
Organism: Cercospora beticola
Lineage: Eukaryota; Fungi; Ascomycota; Dothideomycetes; Mycosphaerellales; Mycosphaerellaceae
Source: RefSeq, a predicted model, not a curated record